UCUGACAUUUCUGGAUAAGGUGUUGAUUCCAACGGCGCUGGACAUGGAGAGCCCUGCGACGUACCCAGCGUGCGGCUCAAGUUUCGCUUAAAUCCGCUGCUGCUGAUGAAUGAAAGACUACAUGGCAACGGCAGGGCCGCCUGGUAAUCUCCGCGCACUACACGAGAGAGAAAAUUUUUCCCAUCGAUAAUUAAAACAUUGCCUGUCUGACAAGCAAGUUGCAGGUUUGUUCGCAUGCGGGCGGAUGGAUCCUGGCGCGGGUGCUGUAUGCUCUCCUUACCGCUACUCUCUCGACGUUCAAGAGCAUCACCGUCUCCCCGCCAAAACAAGUCUGUGUACGUGUGGGUACAUGGCUUCUUAGCAGGCAGACGACGGCCCACCCACCUGCCGGCGUCGCUGCAGCGACCCGUACACACUACACUACACUGCACUACGCGGGACAGCGCAGCACUGAUUCGUCGUGUCGCGGCGGACAACGCAGCAGGCAGGACGGUUUCAUGGGCCAUGAUCUCCCUCGUCGACCGCAACUUGGCUUGGACUGCAUGAAGGAUUGCAUGAUUUGUUUUUGCUGCCGUCAGUCCGCAGCGCUGCCCCCCCCCCCCUGCCGUCCUCGCCAAAGACUUGGCCCACAAUCAUUUUGACUGCUUCCGCCGCCCCCCAUUGGCUCCGCUCCCUGCUCUGAAUCCUGCCGGCCCUCCUGUCGGCUUCUUACCGAACGCACAAUGCAUUUCGGCCCUCAUGGAUGGGAAUCAAGACAGACGCCAGGGAACGAGAGGAAAAAAUUCUCUGUCCUAUCUGACGACAACUCAUCUUGCGUUUCUAUGACUCCUCCAGCAUCGUCUGCUCCACCGUCUGUCUCGUCUGUGACUGGCUCCGUCUCAGUCGCUGCUAUCUCCCACGCUCCAUUGAAAUGCGCACACACGAACACCAUACCAUUCCAUUCCGUCCGCUUGGAAGGUUUGAUGGAUACCAGGCCGCCGCCGCACGAUAAGGCCGCCGCGUGUAUGCAGUCCUUCCCUUUGUAGACAAAUGCUAACCAAGAUCCCUUGGCAAGAUGAUGGCCUACUCCUGUCAGAAGGAUGAGCGAGCGACCAAGAACAUACGACGCGACGCAGCCUGGCAACAUCAUGUAGGGCUGCAAUGCGUGAACGCAGCUCGCGCGGAAUGGCCGGGGAGGCCACGUUUGCUGUGCUCAGCCAGCACAGUAUGCAGCUAAACAGCCUGCAUGACGUGCACUGUGUACCAUCCCAAAAACAUUGCUCUGCCUGCUGUCGUCCUUCUCCUUCAGCUCAGUCAACAUCCAGAAUACUGUACUGUCUAGUGCUAGCUUCUCUCUCGCGCUUAUUUUCCAGCACCAGGGUCCUCUCUGUGUGUGGCGGUGCGAUCCUGACUCAUUCCUUGCUUCUACAAUCUUCCGUUUGUGGACGUGCGCGCGAAUUGGUCGACAAGUUUGCUGUGGCGGCACUUUGCCUCGCACCAUUCGUAAGCCAAUUAGUUGCAACAUUCUUCGGAUCCCAUAUAGCUCAUUAUCGUUUUGCGAUGCGCUCGUCACUGAUAGGCUCGCGCUUUCCGAAUGGCAAACCCAGCGCGCCUGAACAUUCGUGGAGCGAAUGCUGCCAAUAGCUACAUGUGAUAGCGCACACACACCAUGGCUAUG
This is a messenger RNA of Periconia digitata, 1657 nucleotides long. Lineage: Eukaryota; Fungi; Ascomycota; Dothideomycetes; Pleosporales; Periconiaceae. The record is from the annotation of a GenBank genome assembly.